AUGUCGGAAGACUCGAGAGCUAUUAUCAAAGCUCUCGAAAAAGUCCUUGUACACCUCAGCGAGAAUCCGUACCCGCACGUCCCCAAUCCUCCCCAUACCUCUCCGAAACGAGCCAGCGUAGCUGCCAUUAUCCGUGUCCGACCAGCUUAUAAACCCGUCCCUGCAAGCGUCAAUGGCUCCCUCAUAGCAGUUGAUAAACCUUCUCCUCCCUCGCCGCCUUCGACCCUCAGCGAAUUCUUUGCGCAAGAAUGGGUCCAGGAAGGAGACCCGGAACUACUUUUCAUCAAGCGCGCCGGUCGCGCUGGGGAUAGGUGGUCGGGCCAUAUUGCCUUGCCUGGGGGAAAGCGAGACCCCGAAGACGCGGAUGACUUUGCUGCUGCCGUCCGCGAAACAAGAGAAGAGAUAGGCUUGGACCUGGAAACAACGGAGUGCCUGCCCGCAGGGAAUCUCCCCGAGCGGCUGGUCACAACUUCUUGGGGGAAAGACGUUCUAAUGGUUUUAUGCCCCUACAUAUUCCUCCUGACAGGCAAGGCCGUUCCACCUGUCCAGCCACAGCCCACAGAAGUUGCCUCGGUGCACUGGGUCUCUCUCCGUGCUCUGCUGUCACCCACUCUACGGACUCGAGAAGCCGUGGACAUGUCCUCAAGAAUGGCCAAGCACGUUGGUCCCAUAAUCCACAAACUGAUCCGUUGGACAAUGGGAAAGAUGAUGUUCAGUGCCGUUCGCCUCCUCCCUACAGAGUCUGUUUAUGCCAGCUCAAUACCGGGAUUCAUACCUACGGAGGGUGGAGAUAAGCUCUCCACCUUGUCUGGUUGGGCCCAAGCGCCCUUUGGCAUUCCGUCCUCAUCAUCUGUUCACCACUCUCUUCUUACUUACCAACAACCACUGAUCCUCUGGGGUCUUACACUCGGCGUCUUGGCGGAUCUUCUCGAUCAGCUUCCACCCUACAACGCUGUGGCGCUCUGGAAAUAUCCCACGUUUACAGUCCCUGACCUCCGUCUAAUUGUGUACAUCAUGACUCGCUCAUUCCGAAAGAAUAGCGCAGAGACCUUCUCGUCUGGAUCUUGGCCGAACAAACUGCAACGGCAGCCCAGUCAGACCGCGAUGGAUGGCGCAAGCGAGGCAACAGCGGUCCCGGUGGCCGAAUCUACUCCCGUCAUGGGGCCUGAAUCGACGUCCGCGCCCGCUCCUCUGGACAAUGGAGAGAAGUCUUCUCGAGCGGCUAAGCGAUCAUCGUUCAAUAAGCACAGUGUCGGUAUCGGCGGAUUGGGUGUCGGAAAAGACCCUCAACAUGCCGUUGGUAAGUUGUUGUAUGGGUACUAUGGCCGAGUGAACUGGGCGAUCGCCUUGUUUUUGGCGUACAGAACAGCGCUCACGGUAAGUGUGGCGUGGUGGGUGGUUAGAUGGUGGCGAAAACGAAAGGCUGUUGGCAAGUAG
Fonsecaea pedrosoi CBS 271.37 is the source of this 1437-nucleotide messenger RNA. RefSeq lists its product as uncharacterized. The transcript has a single exon. The coding region runs from base 1 to 1437 and encodes 478 amino acids. Gene Ontology annotation, molecular function: coenzyme A diphosphatase activity. The record is from RefSeq and is a predicted model, not a curated record. NCBI's taxonomy places the organism in Eukaryota, Fungi, Ascomycota, Eurotiomycetes, Chaetothyriales, Herpotrichiellaceae.